Molecule: messenger RNA, 1222 nt
Organism: Eruca vesicaria subsp. sativa (arugula)
Lineage: Eukaryota; Viridiplantae; Streptophyta; Magnoliopsida; Brassicales; Brassicaceae
Source: the annotation of a GenBank genome assembly
AAAAAACCCUAAAAACUCUCUCUUGGUAUCUUCUCUAUUAAGUUUCUAAGUUUUUAAACCUUUUGAAUUCUCAAAAGGCAUCACCUUUAUUUAUUUUUCUCUCUGGGCUCUCGUGAUUAUGAAGAAAGAUUAGACUUUUAAUUAAAAGUUUUGAUUUUUCUUUUAGGAUUGUGAAGAAAAAGAAGAUGGGUAAUUUAUUGUGCUGUGUACAAGUGGACCAAUCAACUGUAGCCAUCAAAGAAACGUUUGGGAAGUUCGAAGAUGUUCUUGAGCCUGGUUGUCACUUUCUCCCAUGGUGCUUUGGUCAGCAAGUUGCUGGUCACCUAUCUUUGAGGCUUCAGCAGUUGGAUGUUCGUUGCGAGACUAAGACAAAGGACAAUGUUUUUGUUAAUGUUGUUGCAUCGAUACAGUACCGUGCCUUGGCUAAUAAGGCUAAUGAUGCGUAUUACAAGCUAAGUAACACAAGGAGUCAGAUCCAAGCUUAUGUCUUUGAUGUGAUUAGAGCAAGUGUCCCUAAGCUGCUUCUUGAUGAUGUCUUUGAGCAGAAGAAUGAGAUUGCCAAAGCUGUUGAAGAGGAGCUUGAGAAGGCAAUGUCUGCUUAUGGUUUUGAGAUUGUGCAAACACUCAUCGUUGACAUUGAGCCUGAUGAGCAUGUCAAACGAGCCAUGAAUGAAAUCAACGCUGCUGCAAGGAUGAGACUUGCUGCAAACGAAAAGGCAGAAGCUGAGAAAAUCCUCCAGAUUAAACGAGCUGAAGGUGAAGCUGAGGCUAAGUACCUGUCUGGUCUAGGUAUCGCUCGUCAGAGGCAAGCUAUUGUCGACGGUUUACGCGACAGUGUGCUAGGUUUCUCUGUGAAUGUGCCAGGGACAACUGCUAAAGAUGUGAUGGAUAUGGUGCUUGUUACUCAGUACUUUGACACCAUGAAGGAGAUUGGUGCUAGUUCCAAGUCUUCUGCUGUGUUCAUACCGCAUGGACCAGGAGCAGUUCGUGAUGUGGCUGCUCAGAUCAGAGAUGGGCUCCUUCAAGGCUCUUUUGCUGAGCAGUCUUGAAGUUGAGAUGGACUGAGUUUUAUGUACUUGUUGCUUUUACUAAGCUUAUGGUGUGUUAAGACUUGGUGUGCUAACAUAGUUUUAUGUUUUUUGUUAAUUUUUAUUUCAACUAUUUGUGUGGAUUGAAAACAUAUAUUAUCAUAUUAGUAACAAAUAAUGGUUUUUUGUCUUCU